AUGGCUCUCCUCUCAGCUCUCACUCUCUCAAUCCUCUCCUCUUCGGAUCUCCUCUCAGCUCUCACCCUCUCAAUCCUCUCCUCUCCUCUAGAUCUUUGGAGCGCUGCUACGCUGCGGCCCACAACUCGCCUCUCAGCUCUCACUCUCUCAAUCCUCUCCUCUUUGGCUCUCCUCUCAGCUCUCACUCUCUCAAUCGUCUCCACUUCGGCUCUUCUUUGGUGCGUUGCUACGUGCUGCGCAAUAGUUGGCGCCAUCUUGGAAAUUCUUGAGAGGUUUUCUUUUUCAAUCCUUGAUCACGAAAGAUAUGACCAUGGACUUGCUUACCCAGAUUCUGACUCGAAGCGUAGGAAACAAGACUCCAGUGGUGCUGAUAUUAUUCCACUGGUUAAGCCAAAUCGGGAGCCACGAGUUGUUGUUCAGAUUGUUAGUGAGGUUGAUAUACUUGAUGAUGGAUAUUGUUGGUGCAAGUAUGGACAAAAGUGGUGA
Malania oleifera is the source of this 486-nucleotide messenger RNA. RefSeq lists its product as uncharacterized. Lineage: Eukaryota; Viridiplantae; Streptophyta; Magnoliopsida; Santalales; Ximeniaceae. Gene Ontology annotation, biological process: regulation of DNA-templated transcription. Gene Ontology annotation, molecular function: sequence-specific DNA binding; DNA-binding transcription factor activity. The record is from RefSeq and is a predicted model, not a curated record. Bases 1 to 486 code for a protein of 161 amino acids. The transcript has 3 exons.